This is a messenger RNA of Drosophila willistoni, 423 nucleotides long. RefSeq lists its product as uncharacterized. The coding region runs from base 1 to 423 and encodes 140 amino acids. The record is from RefSeq and is a predicted model, not a curated record. Lineage: Eukaryota; Metazoa; Arthropoda; Insecta; Diptera; Drosophilidae. The transcript has 3 exons.
AUGUUUUUAGAACAUUGCCGUUUGCGAGCUAUUAGCCGUGAGAAAACAGUGGCUAAUAUUAAUAUCACUGUCCAUUAUCCAGCCAAUCAUAUUUUUGUGAGACUGCAAGUGCUCAAAAAGGCCAAUGGAUACAAGCCUUGGAUAAUUGAUUCGACCAUAGAUGCAUGCGCUUUUAUGCGAAAACCAAAUGAACCAGUGGCCAAAAUUAUAUUUGGUUUGAUCAAAGACAAAUCUACAAUCAAUCACACGUGUCCCUUUGUGGGCUUACAACAAGUUAAGGACUUCUAUUUGAAGCCUGAACUGAUGCCUUUGCCUUUUCCUACAGGUGAAUAUGCAUUAUUUUUGACUUGGAUAUUUUCGGGCAAGCCUCAAGUUAUAACAAAUAUAUAUUUCACGUAUACCGAGGAUCUGAUUAAGCAAUAA